AUGCCAGGAAAAGUGUAUGGCUUCGAGGACUGCAGGGUAAUCGCAGCCAAAGACCCAGGCGCAGCGAUCAUAAUUAUGAACAACGACCUACAGGUCAUAGAACUGACCCAGCACGUCUCAACAUAUACCGCCGCCAUAAGGGUGGGACAUGGCCCAAGAUCUGCAGUCCUUAUAUCUGCAUAUUUUAAAUAUAACAUGCAUACGCACGCAUUCACCGAUAAACUUAGGGCAAUACUCGAGUGCGUCAGCGAAACGAUAAUCGGGGCCGAUACUAAUGGUCACUCGCCAAGAUGGUAUAGCGCUGAUCUCAACCAAAGGGGGCGCAUAGUCGAAGACCUCAUCGAUGAUUACAACCUCAGCAUCAUAAACUCACCUGGUCACAUGGAUACCUAUGCCCGCCGAGGCAUGGGAUCCUCAAACAUAGAUGUGACACUCAGCACGCGAGGCAUGGCUGGUAACAUCAUGGGCUGGCUAGUAAGCGACGUGACUGAUAGCGACCACCGCUUACUCAGCUAUGCCCUGGACAUCACGAUAAGUAGGACUCAAGAAAGUAAACGCUUUGACGUUGGCAGAGCGGACUGGGACCGUUUCUCUCAGGAACUAGCAAGAAGCAUUCUGACAGUCCAGACGACGGCUGGUCUCAACGCACAUGCGUCAACACUGAUAGGUGCCAUAACCACCGCCGCCAAAAAAGCAAUUCCAACAAGGACCGGCAGACGGUGGAACAUAAAAAGACAGCCUUGGUGGACGGAGACACUUACCUCCAUGAGGAAAAGGUUAAAUUUGGCCAAAAGACAAGGUCUCAUGCUUCAUGACAGACAGGCAUACAAUCGCCUGAGGAAUCACUACCUUCAGGAAAUAAGAAGUUCUAAAAUGACGGCAUGGAGAAAUAUGUCCGACGAUAUAAACGUGCACACCUGGGGCAAACCGUUCAAGUACGCGAAAAAUGGACCUCGCGUGAUAGGCGUCACCUGCUCAUUAAGCGGGGCAGAUGGGACCCUUACAAGGACAGUCGACGAGACAAUAGCAGUACUGCUAGAUACCUUCGUUCCUGCAGACCCGGACCAGGUUGUGUCACACAUACAAUUAUUGAUAUACAACAACAAUAUCACUCCCAGUUUUUCUAUAUUUUCUCCGGUUACAGUUGGUCGUUUUUUCCGUUUUAACUCUUAA
Messenger RNA from Macrosiphum euphorbiae (potato aphid), 1173 nucleotides. The record is from the annotation of a GenBank genome assembly. Lineage: Eukaryota; Metazoa; Arthropoda; Insecta; Hemiptera; Aphididae.